AUGGAUGACUCUGGUAUUCUCAAUUUAGUGAAUGUUGAAUUUGUGGCCGAGAAGACUGUUACUGAAGAAGACGAAGAUAAAGACAGUACUCUGUCUAAAAUAGGUAGCACUAUAAGCAAGUUGUUUAGUUCCGAUUCGGAAACACCUGAGAAAGCCGAAGAGAAAGGCGAUGGAAAACCAAAGGAACCAGAAAAGUACGAAACUAAAGCUAAUGAAGCAACAACAGACAAACAAAAUACCUACUACUGA
Molecule: messenger RNA, 249 nt
Organism: Parnassius apollo (apollo)
Lineage: Eukaryota; Metazoa; Arthropoda; Insecta; Lepidoptera; Papilionidae
Source: the annotation of a GenBank genome assembly